Perca fluviatilis (European perch) is the source of this 5186-nucleotide messenger RNA. Its product is annotated as WD repeat-containing protein 7. The coding region runs from base 183 to 4532 and encodes 1449 amino acids. The transcript has 30 exons. NCBI's taxonomy places the organism in Eukaryota, Metazoa, Chordata, Actinopteri, Perciformes, Percidae. The record is from RefSeq and is a predicted model, not a curated record. Gene Ontology annotation, molecular function: protein binding. Gene Ontology annotation, cellular component: cytoplasm.
UCUCAGUUGUCAAGUGAUCAGCUGACCGAAACAGGUCGGCUUCUCGGUGAGACAAGCAGCUAAAAACAAGACGAAAAGGAGGUUCAUUUCUGUUUUUAUUUGCGACGGAGGGAAACGUUCGUCGAUAAGCCUUUCUUUAAAGGGAAAUGUUCCAGUAGGACUUUUAGUGACACAACAGCAUAAUGUCGGGGAACAACUUGGUUCUGCCCAUAGUGCUCUGGGGCCGCACGGCUCCCACCCACUGUAUCAGCAGUCUGCUGGUGAUGGACGACUUCAGCACCAUCAUCACCGGCUGCCAUGACGGACAGAUCUGUCUCUGGGACAUGACACCUGAGCUGGAGAUUUGUCCCAGGGCCAUGUUGUUUGGCCAUACAGCCUCCAUUACCUGUCUGUCUAAAGCCAGUGCGUGUAGUGACAAACAGUACAUCGUCAGUGCAUCAGAGAGCGGAGAGAUGUGUUUAUGGGAUGUGAACGAUGGACGGUGUAUUGAGUUCACCAAGCUGGCCUGUGCUCACACUGGCAUACAGUUCUAUCAGUUCACCAUCGGCACUGAGAGGGAGGCACGUCUGCUAUGCAAUGGCCACUACCCAGAAAUCCUUGUGGUGGAUGCAACCAGCCUGGAGGUCCUGUACUCCCUGGUGUCCAAGAUCUCUCCUGACUGGAUCAGCUCCAUGAGCAUCAUCCGAUCCCACCGAACACAAGAGGACACAGUGGUGGCAGUGUCAGUGACUGGGAUUUUGAAGGUCUGGAUCAUAACAGCUGAGGUCAGCAGGAUGCAGGACCUAGACCCUGUGUUUGAAGAAGAGUCCAAACCCAUCUACUGUCAGGGCUGUCAGAGUAUUUCCUUCUGUACCUUUACUCAGAGCAGCCUGCUGGUUGUCUGCUCCAAGUACUGGAGGGUGUUUGAUGCAGGCGACUACUCGUUGCUCUGCUCAGUGUCCAGUGACAGCGACCAGGCCUGGACCGGAGGAGAGUUCAUUGCCGCAGACAAAGUCAUCAUCUGGACCGAAGACGGCUGCAGUUACAUCUAUAAGCUGCCUGCCAGCUGUCUGCCUGCCAGUGAACACUUUCGCAGCGAUGUUGGGAAAACCAAAGAAGGCUCGAUCCCUCCGCUGGUCUACAGCAUUGCCGACCGCUCAGACAAACAGCUCCUGAUCUGUCCUCCUGUGACGCGGUUCUUCUUCGGCCGACGGGAGCCCCUCCAUAAGUUGCUGAUCCAGGGAGACUCAGCGGGCAGACUGUCCCUGUGGAGCAUCCCAGACACCUCGCCUCUGCAACCGCUGUCGACCGCUGCAGAGCUGCAUGUGUCGUCCACCAUCAGUCUCCAGGAGGCGUUUGAUAAGUUGACCCCCGUGUCUGCAGGGAUCAUCGACCAGCUAAGUGCUCUUCCUGGAAAAGAAGGACCGAUCAAGGUGACAGCCAGCGUGUAUAUCCCCUCCCAGGGUCGCCUGGUGUGUGGCAGAGAAGAUGGUAGCAUCAUCCUGGUUCCUGCCACUCAGACCGCCAUUGUCCAGCUUCUGCAGGGGGAGCACAUGCUCAGGAGAGGCUGGCCGCCCCAUCGUACCCUGCGAGGUCACCGGAACAAGGUGACGUGCGUCCUGUAUCCGUACCAGAUCUCCCCCCGCUACGACCAGCGCUCGCUGGUGUCUGGAGGAGUGGACUUCUCCGUCAUCGUCUGGGACAUUUUCACCGGAGAGAUGAAGCACAUUUUCUGUGUCCACGGAGGAGAGAUCACCCAGCUCAUUGUCCCACCUGAAAACUGCAGUGUAAGACCUCUGACAUGUAGCUUUAUGUUUCUUUUCGACCACUCCGUUGGCCUGCUCAGUCUCAGGGAGAGGAAGUGCAUCAUGCUGGCGUCGCGACACCUCUUCCCCAUCCAGGUCAUCAAGUGGCGUCCGGCAGAUGACUACCUGGUGGUGGGAUGCUCUGACGGCUCCGUCUACGUCUGGCAGAUGGAUACAGGAGCUUUGGACCGCUGUGUGAUGGGAAUAACAGCAGUAGAGAUCCUGAAUGCCUGUGACGAACUGGCUCCUGCCACUGUGGACGCUCUGACCCACUCAGCUGUGAACCUGAAGCAGGCGAUGACUCGCCGCAGCCUGGCAGCACUGAAGAACAUGGCACAGCACAAACUGCAGACACUCGCCACCAACCUGCUGGCUGCAGACAACGCCGACAAGGGCAACCUGCCGAAAUACUCCCAUAAUGCCCUUGUGGUCCAGGCGAUGAAGACCAACAUGACAGACCCUGACAUGCAUGUGCUGUUCUUCGACGUGGAGGCGGUGAUCAUUCAGCUGCUGACAGAGGAAGCACAGAGACCGAGCCCCACGCUGGUGUCUCCAGAGACGCUGCAGAAGAGCCAGGCUGGGGCUGAUAAGGGGGGCUCCUUCCUGGCCAACAAGAUCUUCAAGCAGGUGAAGGAAACGAUGAAGGAGACCAUCAAGGAGCACCUGUUAGAUGAAGACGAGGAGGAGGAGGAAGAGAUGAGGAGGCGGGAGGAGAAGUCCAAGUCUCUAAGUCUGCUGGAGUACAACCUAACGAUGGACACGGCCAAACUCUUCAUGUCCUGCCUGCACGCCUGGGGUCUCAACGAACAUCUUGACGGCAUCUGUCUGGAGCGACUGGGCAUGCUCAGACCGCACUGCCCCAUCUCCUUUGGCCUGAUUUCCAGAGGAGGUCACAUGUCCCUUAUGCUGCCUACCUUCAAGGAGUCCUUGCUGCGUCAGUUGUCCCUGGCGACGGGUCUGAAGCUGACUCUGACUGACAUUGUUGGGAAGGGGACGUACGGCGUUUCAAGGGCCGUCACCACACAGCACCUUCUGUCUGUAAUUUCACUGGCCAACACUCUGAUGGGCAUGACCAACGCCACCUUCGUCGGAGAGCACAUGAAGAAAGCACCAGUCAGGCCUCCCAGACCAGGAGGAACCCCGGAGACUCCUCGCAGGACACUGGCUGCCCCCCCUCAGCCCUCCAACCCAGCACUACAGGCCCAGAUCAAACAAGGUUGGAGCCAGCUGGCAGCCAUGCAUUGUGUGAUGCUCCCUGACCUCCUUGGACUGGACAAGUUUAGACCUCCUCUGCUGGAGAUGUUGGCAAGGAGAUGGCAGGACCGCUGUCUGGAGGUGCGAGAAGCAGCACAAGCUCUCCUAUUGGCUGAGUUAAGGAGGAUUGGCCAAUCCGGACGUAAGGACACCAUUGACUUGUGGGCUCCCUACCUUCCUCAGUACGUGGAUACUGUCAGCUCCCCUGGGUCGAGCACUGAGCCCUCCCCUCCAGCUCCGCCUCCUCCUGAGGCUCAGCCAAUAGAAACAAAGGUUCCUGAGGAAGAAAUGGACGUCACGGAUGAUGACAUCACAGCAGGCUGUCUGUCCAACCUUCCACCAAACGCCAAGAAAAUCUCCAACUCGUACGAGGAGCGCCGUAAACAAGCCACCGCCAUCGUGCUGCUGGGGGUCAUCGGGGCUGAGUUUGGCGCUGAGAUCGAACCUCCAAAGGGUUCAGCACGGGCUCGAGCCGGCGGACAGGCGCCUGAGGGCUUCGGACUGACAAGUGGAGGGUCAUCCAACUACUCACUGGCCAGACACACAUGUAAGGCGCUGACCUUCCUGCUGCUGCAGCCCCCCAGCCCCAAGCUGCCUCCCCACAGCACCAUCCGCCGCACCGCCAUCGAUCUGAUUGGCCGAGGCUUCACCGUGUGGGAGCCGUAUAUGGACGUGUCAGCGGUGCUCAUGGGGCUGCUGGAGCUCUGUGCUGACGCCGAGAAGCAGCUGGCCAAUGUUACCAUGGGUCUGCCCCUCAACCCGCCGGCAGAUUCCGCUCGCUCAGCCCGCCAUGCCCUCUCUCUUAUCGCUACUGCUCGACCACCGGCUUUCAUCACCACCAUUGCUAGAGAGGUUCAUCGGUACAAUGCAGCUCAGGCAAACUCUCAGUCGCAGCAGAACGUUCACACCACCACUCUGGCCAGAGCCAAGACUGAGAUACUGCGAGUGAUUGACAUCCUGAUAGAGAAAAUGCCUGGCGACGUUGUGGAUCUGCUGGUCGAGGUGAUGGAUAUCAUCAUGUACUGUAUUGAAGGGUCUCUGGUGAAGAAGAAAGGACUGCAGGAGUGUUUCCCUGCUAUUUGCAAAUUCUACAUGGUUGGUUACUGUGACCGCAGUCACCGCAUCGCUGUUGGAGCUCGCCAGGGUUCAGUGGCCCUCUACGAUGUCCGUACCGGAAAAUGCCAGAACAUCCACGGUCAUAAGGGUCCUAUCACAGCAGUGUCGUUCGCCCCUGAUGGCCGUUACCUGGCAACGUACUCAAAUGCUGACAGCCACAUCUCCUUCUGGCAGAUGAACACCAGUCUGCUGGGCAGCAUCGGGAUGUUGAACUCGGCCCCUCAGCUCCGCUGCAUUAAGACCUACCAGGUUCCUCCUGUGCAGCCGGCGUCCCCGGGCUCCCAGAAUCACCUGAAGCUCGCCCGCCUCAUUUGGACCUCCAACCGUAACGUCAUCCUCAUGGCCCACGACGGCAAGGAGCACCGCUUCAUGGUCUAAAUCAGAUGUGUAUCUCCGGCUGAGCCCUUGUUGUUGUAUCUGUUUGAGGGGAGUCUCCGAAAUGCUGCCCAUGGAUUCACUCAGUGGUCACUUUAGUUUUAGUUUCAAAUAUGUAUCCUGAGCUGCUGAGUCUACACUGAGUCUAAUAAUAAGCGGGGCUGAUGGUAAUGGCUCAGGUGGUUCCAUUCAAAGGUUUGUCUUAAACACCCAAGGUAAAAGUAAAAACCCAGCUCAGGUCCAGGUUUGGACUGGAUGAAUCUUUAGUUUUUAUCUUCCAUAGUGAUCAUUGUGAGGAAACGCACUCUGUAAUUUAUUUAAAAAAGCUGUGAUAUAAGGCUUGUUUACAUUAUGAUUUGCAUCAAUGUAUUUUUUUAGUUAACACCUUCUUGUCAUUCCUAUUUAUUUGCUGUUUUUGCUGGAUGUCACAGAUCUCCUUUGUCACCAACUUGUUGCAGCCAUUUUGGGUCCCAACUGUUUUUUAAAGUCAGCCUUUGGCUUGCUCCCAUUUGGCUGCCCUCCUAGUUUCUAUUUUAUUUUAGUGCUAAAUAAUAUCCUCUUUUCUUUUUUUUUAAAUGUGCAAUUAUUUGUGGAUUGACUUUGCAGAAACACUGAUUGGAAUAUGGAUUUAGCAUAAAUAAAACAAUCUUGGCUCCA